GGUAACAUAGCCUAGUGGUGAAAACACUGGUCCAAUUGAGCUCUGGAUGUGAGAGGUCCUGAGUUCGAUUCCCAGUGGAGCCACUUGUGCGUUCCCGGCGGCACCCUUGGUAUCGGAGGCGAAGCCUCCCCGAUGUUGGUAGCAGAAAGCCCCGGUUAGUAUGCAGGUACCCCCAGUGGUUUAGUAGGCCCCGCUGUCGCUCUAGCGGCACGUGGGGCUGAGGUUCCCUGGGUUAUAAAAAAAAAAAAAUUAGUGAAAAUGGACAAGGAGUGGUGGCGGCCGUAAAUUCCAACAAACACCCCAAGAGAGGGGAAAAACAAAACAAAUAAAGUAAGAGUGGAAAUUCAAUGACAUAAAUACCCCCUUUUCACUUGAAAUCGGUAUCUCUGUAUUUCCCUUCUCAACCCUCGCCGCUACGCUUCGCCUCUCUCUGAUUUCCCAAUCCCACCCUCGCCCCUGCCCCCAAUUUCUCUCUUUUCCUUCUUGCCCUUCCUCCCAAAUCUCCUUUGCUUUUUUCCGAUCUUCUCCUUCCUACCUCCAUUACCCGCCAACUCCUCAUCUUUUUGAAUUCUCGUUACCUUCUCCUUCUCUAUUCCUUCCCGUUUGCUCAAGAAUGUCGCACAACGGAGCAAAACCCUAGCGCCCCCAUUGGAUUCGCUCACUCGGUCUCUGCACUUGCUUUUUCUUCAGUUUUCAUCCCUACCCAGUUCGCUUUCUUAAGUUGGUUGCUCAUUCAGAGGUUGCCGAUUCUUCUGUACGAGAUUCCAAAGCUUACUGCUUUCGCUGGUCAUUUGUGCACUCGAUUCAACGGAUGAAAGUGGCGGCCACGGCUUAGGCUCGGGCUAUCAAUUGUCUGCUUCUAUAGGUAGAGUAUUGAGGGACAAUUGAUUCACUACUCCAAUCAGCAAAACCGUAGUUCUUUCUGGGGGGAGUAUAAUUGUCACAGCUGUCAGCAUACCGGAAUUAACCUUUUUCAGAUGGCUGAACAUGAAGUUAUAUUCGGACAGAAUCACAAUGUAGGGCUUAGGGAGAAUCAACAACUGGAUUUAGGCCAUAAUCCUGGUCAAGAUCUGUCCCAAAGUCAUGAUAGUCUGGAAUUGGGACAAGGACACGACCAUCGUCACCUGGAUCUGGGACAGUCUCAAGAUCAUGACGAACUGGGCUUAGGGCAUUCCCAUGACCACGAAUUGGGAUUGGGACAGACCAAUGGCCAUGAUGAAGCAGAUUCCGGUCACAGUUAUGGGCACGAAAACGAGUUAGGAGGCAUUGAUCGGAAACCCGAGCCAGUUGGGCACGAGCUGGCACUUCCUGUACAGGGUCGUCAACUGGUUUUAUCUGAGAACAACCACGAAUCACCUGUUUCUGAUGAUGACCAAGAACUUGUUGCUCACCUGGAACUUGCUGUGCAGGAAGGCGAUGAGGAAAUGGGAAUGCAAGAACAUAGUGAUGAUUUGUCAAUGGACCAGUCCCUUGUCUUCCAUACACCUGUCCUUCAAGCCCGCACAGUUCUUGCAGGCCCCAGCUAUGAGUUGAAAGUGGGGCAAGAGUUUCCAGAUGUGAUCAGCUGCCGCAGGGCACUGAGGGACACAGCAAUUGCCCUUCAUUUUGAAAUGCAAACCAUAAAAUCGGACAAAACUCGAUUCACAGCUAAGUGUGCAACUGAAGGGUGCCCCUGGCGGAUUCAUGCUGCAAAACUCCCUGGUGUACCUACUUUCACAAUCAGAACCAUACACGAAUCUCACACCUGUGGUGGAAUCUCUCACCUUGGUCAUCAACAAGCCUCUGUUCAGUGGGUUGCAAGCUCUGUGGAGCAGCGACUUAGGGACAACCCUAAUUACAAACCCAAGGAGAUACUGGAAGACAUUCAUCGCACUCAUGGGAUCACUUUAUCAUACAAGCAGGCAUGGAGAGGGAAAGAGCGUAUCAUGGCUGCCAUGCGUGGCUCCUUUGAAGAAGGAUAUCGAUUGCUACCACAAUACUGUGACCAGGUUAAAAGAACCAACCCUGGAAGUAUUGCAGCGGUGUAUGGGAACCUAACGGAUAAUUGCUUCCAGCGUCUCUUCAUAUCAUUCCAGGCUUCAAUCCAUGGGUUUUUGAACGGCUGCAGGCCUCUCCUUGGACUGGAUAGAACGUAUCUAAAGAGCAAGUACCUGGGCACGUUGCUUCUUGCUACUGGCUUCGAUGGGGAUGGUGCUCUAUUUCCAUUGGCAUUUGGUGUGGUUGAUGAGGAGAACGAUGAUAACUGGAUGUGGUUUCUCUCUGAACUUCAUAACCUUCUCGAGGUAAACACUGAAAACAUGCCCAGGCUUACAAUUUUGUCAGACAGGCAAAAGGGCAUCGUUGAUGGAGUUGAAGCCAACUUCCCAACUGCUUUCCAUGGGUUCUGCAUGCGCCAUCUGAGUGAAAGCUUCAGAAAGGAGUUCAACGAUACAAUGCUGGUCAACCUAUUAUGGGAAGGUGCUCACGCUCUAACCGUCAUUGAAUUCGAAGCCAAAAUCAUUGAGAUUGAGCAGAUAUCAGAAGAUGCAGCAUACUGGAUACGCAGAAUACCCCCAAGGCUAUGGGCCACGGCUUACUUCGAAGGAACCCGAUUUGGUCAUUUGACUGCGAAUAUUGUGGAUUCGUUGAACCCUUGGAUCCUUGAAGCCUCAGGGCUUCCUAUAGUCCAGAUGAUGGAAUGCAUAAGGAGGCAGCUGAUGACUUGGUUCAAUGAACGACGCGAGACCAGCAUGCAGUGGACAUCAAUACUUGUGCCAUCUGCCGAGAGGUGUGUUGCAGAGGCUCUCGAGCGUGCGAGAAGCUAUCAGGUGCUGCGAGCCAACGAAGCCGAGUUUGAAGUUAUAUCUCACGAGGGGACGAAUAUAGUGGACAUAAGAAACCGGUGCUGCUUGUGUCGGGGCUGGCAGAUCCAUGGCUUACCCUGUGCGCAUGCUGUGGCGGCGCUUCUCUCAUGCAGACAGAACGUGCAUCGUUUCACUGAGAGCUGCUUCACAGUGGCGACUUAUAGGAAGACGUAUUCGCAGACCAUCCACCCGAUACCGGAUAAGAUCGUGUGGAAGGAACUUGCAGAUGCUGAUCCCAAUUCCAGCAGUGCUGUUGAGAUUGUGAUCAACCCGCCCAAGUCGCUUAGGCCGCCAGGGAGACCGAGGAAGAAGAGGGUGCGGGCGGAAGAUCGUGGGCGGGUCAAACGGGUGGUGCAUUGCAGCAGGUGCAACCAGACGGGUCAUUUCAGAACGACGUGCGCAGCGCCCAUAUAGUAGGACAUCUCAAAUCUCUAUCGACUGUGAAUGGAAGGUUCCUUUUAGCAGAUUUGGUUGAAGGAGGAAGUCUUGUAAUUGAGCUUAUUUAUAAUGUGCGAAGAGUAUGGCUUCUAUCCUUUUACUAGAUUUCUUACUGUAGGAUGGUAUGUAUUAGUUGUUAAGAGUAGUAGCUAGUUAGUAGAAGUUGCAGGAGGUGGGGCUUUACUCAAUUAUGUCACUUGAUUGAGCAGCAUUUCUGGUGCUUUUAAGAGAGAUAAGUUGAUGGAUCACUGCAAUAAAACCGAAGUCUAUUUUAUUUUGGUAGCUAAUAUAAUGGGUAAAUUGCAUGUUC
This is a messenger RNA of Linum tenue, 3591 nucleotides long. The record is from the annotation of a GenBank genome assembly. Lineage: Eukaryota; Viridiplantae; Streptophyta; Magnoliopsida; Malpighiales; Linaceae.